Molecule: messenger RNA, 375 nt
Organism: Anisakis simplex (herring worm)
Lineage: Eukaryota; Metazoa; Nematoda; Chromadorea; Rhabditida; Anisakidae
Source: the annotation of a GenBank genome assembly
AUGACAGCAGCACCGAAAUAUCAUGAAGAGCGACAUUUAGCGGUGUGCACUCGACCCUUAGCAGAUCGCUUCGUAAUUGUAGCGGCCAGCACGAAAAAACCCGCAAGAUGUUGGUCGCAAAAAGUAGAGGGUAUAAACAUGCAAUUGUUGCGUUGCGUUGGUUCACCUGAAAACGAAUUCGAGGAAUGGCGGAACGAUACAUUGAUCGACCGACGAAAUCGUCGCGUAAUGAAGACGCGCGAUAGUCUGGCUCUUCCGGCUGAGAACAUUUUUGACUGCGGCAAAGAAAUCCGUCCGACGCAAACGACUUCCAAACGAUUUAUGGUUAGUAAGUGCAAUGCGGAAGAGAGUUUGCAUAAAUUUGAGACAGCAUAG